This is a messenger RNA of Racocetra persica, 308 nucleotides long. The record is from the annotation of a GenBank genome assembly. Lineage: Eukaryota; Fungi; Glomeromycota; Glomeromycetes; Diversisporales; Gigasporaceae.
UAAUUUGAAACAGUACGCAACUGGAAUGAUUGAAGUUUUAUCAAUAAGGUAUGCAGAAAAUAUAGGUAAUUUAAACAUUUCAAAAAAAGAUUUAAAAAAUCAUCCGGAAGAUGUGUGGCUCGCUUGGACAUUGAUGGUCAAUGGCAUGAAUGAAAAUUGGAUUAGUGAACAUUGCUUGAUAUAUGAUGAUCCUAGAAUGAUAAGAUAUGAACCAAGUAAAGGUAGUUUAAUAUUUCCUCAAACUGUAACCAUCCAUAGUUUGAAAGAGGAUUGGAAAUGGAAAGAUAUUAUUAAAUAUUUUUACGGAA